UCCUACUUUCUUUCCUCCCUCUUGGUUCCUGACUAGCAGUGAGUGAGUGAGUGAGUGAGUGAGUGAGUGAGUGAGUAAGUAGUGAGUGAGCGGAUCAAGCAGUAUGGCCUCUUCGUCUCCCUCGGCUUACCCUCAUUCCACCUUCUCCAAUCACGACGAUAAAAGUCAAUUGGACCGGUUCCCAUUAGACAAGGAUUUUGAGACGAGUACUGCCCUCAAUGACACGGCCUACGAUGCUGAUGUAGAAGCAUCCCAAUUCUACGCGGCCAAGCGACCACGAUCGGGGGGCAUGCGGGGAAUCGUUGCUCUUAUCGCCGCCUACUUAUCGCCGCGGGAGAAACAAAAGAAGCAUCACCGCCAGCCCGCCGACGCUCGCCCACUGCUCGCCUCCGCCAACAACGCCACUCCCACUGCCGCCUGGCAUUCCUCCUCGCGACAAUAUCAAAGAAUCAAAUCACUGUCGCGGUGCUUGUGUUACCCUCUACUGGGACUCCUCGUCAUGCUGGGCGUCGUCCAGUUCAUCUCCAUCGCCUGCAGCAUCGCCGUCUCCUUCUUCCCCGACGAAUUCGACCGUGCCAUCGAGCGGUGGCGUCAUAGCGACCAGCGAUCCCCAUCCGCGGACAUCCUGCAUUGGCCAACAGACAUCUCCAGAGAUAUCGUCCCCGUGCGAUGCCACUCUCACAAUGACUACUGGCGCCCCGUGCCGUUGUUCUCUGCCCUGCAGGCUGGUUGUACCGGCGUGGAGGCCGAUGUGUGGCUCGUCGAAGAUGACCUCUACGUCGGCCAUACCAUGUCGGCGCUGACGCCCCAGCGAACUCUGCGCAACCUGUACAUCAACCCGCUGCUGCGCAUUCUCGAGCAGCAAAACCCCAUCACCGACCUCCACCCUCAGCGCGACAGUCCGCCGCAAGGGGUCUUCGACAUGGAUCCCUCGCAAACCCUAAUCCUGUUGAUCGACUUUAAAACGGACGGUCAAGAAACUUGGAACUACGUGCAUGCACAGCUCGCCCCGCUCCGCGAGCGCGGCUAUCUUUCCUUCUUCAACGGCACCGACAUCAUUCCGGGCCCCAUAACCGUUGUCGGCACCGGCAAUACCCCCUUCAACCUAGUCACGGCCAACACCACCUACCGCGAUAUCUUCUUCGAUGCACCACUCGACAAACUUGUCGACGACAACAUCACCGCCGAGGACUACAACAAUGACGAUGACUUCUCCCCUUCAAAUACCCCCGAAGCCGCAAAAGACACAGGGAUAGCCACCCGCGCCACCAAGAAUGUCGGUCAAGGCCUGUCCGGCAUUUCCGACGCAGAAAUCGGCCCCGACACCUUUGAUUGGACCAAUAGCUACUACGCUUCCGUCUCCUUCAAGAAAUCCAUCGGCAUGCCCUGGUCCUUCCGGCUCUCCCAGCGCCAAGUCGAUCAGAUCCGCGCCCAGAUCCGCGCCGCUCAUCGUCACGGCCUUAAAGUCCGCUACUGGGGCGUACCCGCCUGGCCACGGAGUCUGCGCAACCAUCUUUGGAGCUUACUCGUCCGCGAAGGUAUCGACUAUCUGAACGUGGAUGAUCUGCGCAGCGCCACUCGUCAGGAUUGGCGGCCUAGAAUCUCGGAUUGGUGGAGUUGA
Aspergillus neoniger CBS 115656 is the source of this 1621-nucleotide messenger RNA. RefSeq lists its product as uncharacterized. The record is from RefSeq and is a predicted model, not a curated record. Gene Ontology annotation, molecular function: phosphoric diester hydrolase activity. The transcript is spliced from 2 exons. NCBI's taxonomy places the organism in Eukaryota, Fungi, Ascomycota, Eurotiomycetes, Eurotiales, Aspergillaceae. The coding region runs from base 104 to 1621 and encodes 505 amino acids. Gene Ontology annotation, biological process: lipid metabolic process.